CGAAUUUUCUUCCCAAAUUCAGAGGGAGUGAUAAUCUUGAUGAUGCAAGGCAAAUUUGGCAAGGAAUAAAUUUCUUUACAAAUAAAAUGGAUGCAGUGCAAGCAAGCGGGAAGACCUGUUAUCGCAAAGAGAAUAUCAAGCUGAUCGCAUUCCGACGGGGGUCGCAAAAAGGAGUCUUGGAGCCAAUUAAGGUGGACUUUGGAGAAUGUGAAAAAGAAAACACCACGAACAAUGUAUGCCUCCCUUAUGAACUGACCGAGCAUCGCAACUAUGCCAUGGCGCCGGCCAUCAUUGAGAAGGAGAUCAUACAGAGCUGUCAGUCAGCAAGUAAUGCAUGUCAGCGGCUCCCACGCCUGGUCAAGUAUUACAACGGAACUAAGUUUGAGGUCACUAUUGACGUUGGAAUGUGUAGUGGACAGUGCCAUGGAAACACUAUAUGUCAGUCAUUUGACAAGAAAACAAAAGGCAUUUCUACAGCAAACGGAGACAGGUGCCUCAAUAUUAUCGUGGACUGCGCAUGUGUGGAGCCUUCAUGCUACCGAAUGUCCCAUUACGAGGGAUUUCCAGAACAGUAUACUGACUCCCAUGGAAACACAACAUUACGAACCAAGAUCAUAGAUGUUGGAAAGUGCAUUGGUAGCUCUCGAUGUCUCAAGAAAGUUCCCACGGGUAAUCAAAGGAUUACGCCAAAAGGAGCUUGGAACAAUGUAAUGGGUGAGAGCGGACCGAGGUGCUUCACUGAACGCUCCAUGGCGCAUUCCUUCAUCACUGCUGGUGGUAAAAACUUCAGCGUCCGGGCCGUAGAAACGUGCGCUUGUCUUUCAUGAGGGACCAAGAAACUCUGCUAUAAACCGAAGACCAGUUGAAAGUAAUUUCAAGACUGCUAGGCGUAUUACACACUCAUAAUUUAUAAGUUUUGAUCUAGGCAAGGUAUCAACACUAAGAGUAAUGCUAUCACAUUUAGAACUAGCUUUUAAAAAUUUUACUACAGAUGUAAUGAACUGUACAAUGUUUUUAAGUGUAUAUGACCAAAAGAAGACUCGGUUUAGCAUCAAACACCAUUGUUAGUACCGUCGACUAUCGAAAACCCUCGACUUUCGAUAACCCUGGUUCGAGCCUCACGCCAACCCAACCCGAAAUUUAUUGCCCCUAGAUUUCCAUCAUACAUAAGGUAACCCUUGGCAACUCGAAUUUCCCGCGAACCCGAAGCAUUUUUCGUUUCUUUUCGGGUUCUUUUUCUAUGGAAGAGCCCUGAACUCGAGCCCUGGAGAUAUGUCAUUGCGCGAAAGUAAAAACAAACUGCGCUUUCCUCAACAACAUCGAUUUUGUUCGGAAGCCGCCCUAAAUUCUUUGUAAAUCCUUUUUUUUUGUGUGUGUAUUACUAAAACUAACAACAAACCAAUGCAAACUUCGAUUGAAGUUUUACUUCACACUGGUAACAUAAGCUAUACACUGACCACUGCACUCGAUGAAACUGAAAAAUCAAACAUCGGAUACCUGUUUGUUCUUUUAAGUCAAUAAUAGUCCAUUUUACAGUUGUGUGCUUGGUUGCCAAGCCUUUGAACGGGAGUGAGGCUAGGGGUGACAUUAUGUACAAACCUUGUGGCCUUUCAAAUGUAAGUCACUUUUUUAUCAUGCUAACUCGAUACAGGUCUCUAUCACAACAAGGUCGCCGUUAGCCUUAUGGCUUGGCAACUAAGUACAAAACUGUAAAAUAGCCCAUUGGCUAACACAAAAAAUCAAGUCUUUCAAUAGGCCUAGGGAGAUGAGUUGUGAGGAGGACAGCUGCUGGUGGCAGUGAAUCAGCUUUCUUCAGCUUGAAUGCAACUGAUCACAAGAGUCAAGUGGGGAGUUUAAUAUGGCAUAAUCAAGCCUAAUGAGUCUGAUUCGUAGAGAGGAAUUCGUCAUUUUGCCAUAAUUCUAUUGGCUGUAAGAGUCUGGUCUUAUUUGUAAGUUGUGAUCGGUCAGUUUCGAUCUGUCAGUUCGAUCAGUAGUUGUCAACUUCUCUUAAGAGGGGUUUGCUGCCAGUCAGUAAAUUUAUUUCCCAUCUCAUCACAAUUUUGACCAGCAUGAAAUCACGUAGGAAAGAGAAUGUAGCGUCCACUGUUAGCUACUUGUAAUAAAAAGCAACUUCGAUUG
This is a messenger RNA of Stylophora pistillata, 2139 nucleotides long. RefSeq lists its product as uncharacterized. The record is from RefSeq and is a predicted model, not a curated record. Lineage: Eukaryota; Metazoa; Cnidaria; Anthozoa; Scleractinia; Pocilloporidae.